UUUCUUCAAAAAGAAAUAUAUAAAUAUUAGUGGUUAAAUGAGAAUUCCACUAAAAAAAAAUCUUUCCUUUCAGAUUUUGAUCCUCUUUUAUAAUCAUUGAGCCAUUCUUUGCCGUCCCUCUUCGUCCAUCGUUGUUCUCGUGGCCGUCAACGGCUUUGUAAACUGCCAUGGGCGAAGUGGGUGAGGCCGCCCAACAGCCGCUUCUGGCAGCGGAACUCGUUCGUCCGUCGCCGUCCUUCCGCCUCAGAACCCAGAGCCUCAAUACCCUCCGCCUCCGACGCAUCUUCGACCUUUUCGACCACGACGGCGACGGGGAGAUCACUAUCGAGGAGCUCGCCUUCGCCCUCGACCGCCUCGGCCUCGGAGCUGAUCCAGGCGAGCUCCGAUCCACCUUCUCCGCCUACAUCCCGUCCGAUCGCGCCGGUCUCGCCUUCGAGGACUUCGAGACCCUCCACCGCGCGCUCGGCGACGCCCUCUUGGGCGGAUCCGCCACCGAGCCGUCGGAUCUAGCGGCGGUGGAGGAGGAGAUGAGGGAGGCGUUCCGGGUGUUUGACGAGGACGGCGACGGGUUCAUCUCGGCGGCAGAGCUGCAGUCGGUGCUGGCCAAGCUGGGGCUUCCGGAGGGGCGCAACAUCGAGCGGGUGCGGGAGAUGAUCGGCUCCGUCGACAGCAACGCCGACGGCCGGGUGGAUUUCUGCGAGUUCAAGCACAUGAUGGAGGGCAUCGCCGUGUGGGGCGCCUGAUCUUCGCAAUUUUAGGGUUUGACGCAAAUGAAGGCCUGGUAUCACAAAAAUUCUU
This is a messenger RNA of Zingiber officinale, 798 nucleotides long. Its product is annotated as probable calcium-binding protein CML27. The transcript has 2 exons. Gene Ontology annotation, molecular function: calcium ion binding. NCBI's taxonomy places the organism in Eukaryota, Viridiplantae, Streptophyta, Magnoliopsida, Zingiberales, Zingiberaceae. The record is from RefSeq and is a predicted model, not a curated record. Bases 168 to 743 code for a protein of 191 amino acids.